CUCUGCUCGCUUUUACUUUACUACCCAAAACCUGCAAACACAAACUUGUCUAAAUGGGUUGCUACUGUGAUGAUGAUCAUUCGAAUGAUGAAUACUUUAUUUCUGGAGCAUUGUUGCAGGCGGCAAGCGUGGCAGAGUGGGUGAGCUGGUCAAUUGGCUCCCUCCUUGCGAUUGCGUUUCUUGGAGUGGACGGGUGGAGAGCAUGGAAGAAAAAGCAACACUGGAUUCCAUGUCACUCUUUCCUUCUAGGCGCUCUUACUCUCCUACUCCUCACCCUCCUCAACAUGCCAUCCGCCGUUCUCCACUUUCCCCAAGAUGACAAAAAUAUAUGGGAUAUUCCAACUAAAAAAAUGUGUUGUCCUGAGUUUAUCUCGAGAAGGAUGCUUGUUCUGGCUGGGAGGGUCUCCCUGUGUGUGGUGAUGGGAUGUAUGUUGCCUGGACUUGCUAGCCCUCGCUCCUCAACUCUAAGUUUGUGGAGUGACAUUGCUGCCCUCAUUAUAAGUUGUUCAGCACCAGUUCUCCAUCUUUUUCACGAGUUUUACAUAAUUACAGCAUCUCUUUUUGCAUCUGCAUAUGAUAAUUAUUACGAUAGAUCUUCACUCCUAAAAUUGUGGAUUGUCCCCACCACGGUAUUAGUAGCAUUUAUAAUUCUGAUUCUUCUCCUAGUUUGUGCUGCUUUGGCCAGUAUCACCGUUCAUAAAAUUGUUUCUCAUAAGAUACCCCUCAUUCUUUCUAAUUCACCUUCACAGAUAAAUACGAUUGCCCAUUCUUAUUCAGAGUCUUUCUGGGAAAGAGUGGAAGACCAGGUAGUCAAGUCAUGGAUUGCAGUUUGCACUUCGAAUCCCCAAUAUAUAAUUGCCAGAUCAAUUCUCUCCUCAUCUGUCGCACUGGCCAUUACAGUUUGCAAUGCAAUUCUCGUGUUUGAGGUAGUACGGACGAAAUUCAAGGUGAGUAUUCACAUGAUUUUUCAUUGGCUAGUCAUCGUGUUGGGAUCUACUGUCAUAUAUUGGAGAUGGAUCACAGCAGUAGUAUUUUGCCCAAGAACUGUGGAAAAGAAAUGGGCAAGCAUUAUAAAAUAUUUUCAGAUUGAAGAUUUCUGGAAACGUUAUUUGCUUGAGUUGAAAGAUGGCCAUAAAAGCCACAGGCAAAUGGGCGACAGUUAUCUUAAAAUAUUGAUGUUAAAGGUGGGCCGUAGAGUGAGAGUUUAUAAGCUGAUUCCUCUGGUUGUAUGGCUGCAGAUAUUGUUGGUUCUUUUUAGCAAAGUAUGCUGGUUAGUAUCUCAGCUAUUGCUUUCUAACAUGUAUUUGCGUAAGCUUGUAAUGGGUUCGGCAGUAGAAGAAUUUCCCGAUUUAUAUGGAGGAAAAGGCAAGUGUGAAAUUGAAAUGGGAAAAUACCCAUUCUAUGAUAAAUAUUCAAAAGCAUUCGUGACCAUGAAUGGUGAAAAUGCUGCUUGUCUAUGGGUAGCCAACAGACAAUGUAUUGCAGGCAUAAACACGCAGCUGAAAAGGGGUGAAAAAGAGGGCAAUUCAUGUAAGGCAUUGGUAGAUUUGCUCAAGGAAAAACCUUCUAGCGGCUACAAAAAUAUGCAUCCGCAAAAGAGUGUUCCUAUCAAAUUAGAAGUGGAAAAGGAGUCUGCCAUCUACCAACGCUCUUGUAAGAUGAGAGCAGUCUCAAUAAUUACUGUUCUAGUUGAGCUCUGCCCAUUUACUCAGGAUGUGAAAAAGGCCAUUGGAGCCCUCGAAGCUUGUUCUCAAGCAUGGAGCAUCAUUGAUCUGGUUCAAAACCCUGACACCGAAGCCUUCCUGGUAAGUAAAACAGCUGACAAACUAUUUCAAGCUUUGCAGAAAAGAGGCAAAAUGUUGCAUAACCAUUUGGGAAUGUCCACUUCCGUUGAGAAUUCCUCAGAAGCGGCCAGAGUAGCUGUAGGUAAUCUUAUUGUAAAAGCCAAAAAAGUAGCUGAAGAAUACCACUGCAGAACAUGGAAUGAGGUCGUGGAGGGUUACAGCUUGUGGAUGGUGUGUGUGAAUAUUGAUUUUGAGAACUUCAUCAAGGUGGAGGGUAUCAUGGAUGAACUGGUAAAGAUGUUGGCAGAUGAGAUAGGGGCUUGUAUGGCCAAGGCAUUGGAUGUGAUAAUGGAGGAUACUGAGAAAUGGGCAACCAUGGCCAUGGGACAACAUAUUUGGGAAGCUGCAUACAUCGUUGGAAAAGUGAAGGGGAUCACGGAAAACUUGAGAUGGAUGUUGACAUUUAGCGCAAUGGAGGCUAAUAAGAAUGCUUCAGCAACUUCCACUGGAUUUCAUACUCUCAGAAAGCGCUCAUCUUUUCAGAUUGGCUAGCAUUACCAAAAGAUAGAAUAACGGGCAGAAUAGCUUUUCCCGUCUGAUUAUGUGCGUGGAAUAUAUAAUUUGUUUUGUCAAAAUAAAGUAUAAGGCUGUUGGGCAUGAACAACAGGUAAAAUAGUUUUGUCAAUAUUGAUAUGGUAUGAUGGUUAAGUUGUGGUGUUAUUGUUCACAUCAUCAAGGUUCAAAUUCUGUUGGAAUAUUAUUGUUGAAUAUUUAUAUUGGGGAUGAGGUUCCUCAUUUGUGAUCUCUCAUUAGUUUAUAGCUUUGAAUAAAAAAGAUAUAGUUUUAGAGUGAA
This is a messenger RNA of Cryptomeria japonica (Japanese cedar), 2637 nucleotides long. RefSeq lists its product as uncharacterized. NCBI's taxonomy places the organism in Eukaryota, Viridiplantae, Streptophyta, Pinopsida, Cupressales, Cupressaceae. The transcript is spliced from 2 exons. The record is from RefSeq and is a predicted model, not a curated record. Bases 54 to 2336 code for a protein of 760 amino acids.